CGCAAGGGCUGAUAAGAAAUACUGCACGAGGAAAUGAAUAAAACCGUGUCGCACGUAACGACGCUCGACGAGCUGCACCACACUUUCUCCGAUCACGACGAUAACAGAAUGCUGGCAGUACCACGUGACGUGUAUGUAGAAUUUUCUGAUUGGUUGUUCCAAUGGAAAAACCCUAAGCACCGAUCUCUGUGAGUGGCUGUGGUAAAUUGAAAGAGGGUUAAACGGGACGCCCUCUUCCCCAGCUUGACCACUUUUGUCGCCCAUUCGUGCAUGCACACGAGCCAAAUAGACUGCGAAUUACCAAAGAGACUUCUUCAGAGACUUUUCUUGCGAAUAUAUAAACCGGUUCCAAGUAUCAUUACAUCGCAAGAGUAGAGAUACUUUACGGGAGGUCGAAUAUUUGCAUUAAUGCAAAUACACAAACGCAAGGAUUCGAAGUAUGAGUCUUAUGGAAAACUCAAAUACGCAGGUUGGCCUAGAUGAUCAGCUGCAACGUUUCAUCGAGGCCGAGACGAAGAAGCAACAAUUCCAGGGAUUAGUACAUGAAUUAACGGGUCUCUGCUGGGAGAUUUGCAUGGAUAAACCAUCGCUACGCCUGGAGCCUAAAGUUCAUAAGUGUUUUGUGAAUUGCGUAGAGAGAUUCAUUGACACUACUAAUUACAUCACAAACCGAAUAGAACGCGUUGCCAGUGCGAAUAUACACUCCAAGUCAGAUAACAUGGAGUGAACGUAUUGUUCCAUGGAUUAUGUUGUCACGCGCACAAAUCUUAAAAACUCUGUAAUUUGCACGUGUGUAUUGGAUAUCUUCAUAAAUAGACAUGUUUUCAAGCAUUCGGGGAUUCUUGAGUCGCCACAGGCGUAAGUUUAUAUUUGGGGGUGUUGUCAUCAGUAGCGUAAUUUUCUUGACGCGCUACACACAGCGUAAGCUGCGCGAGUGGCAAGAAAAUGAAAUAAGGAUGCUGAUGGAGAGCACGAAGAAACGACAGUACUACGAGAGCACAGAGCGGGCAUGUAACAAAAUGAUAUCGUCUCUUGCGGUGACCUUGAGAAACUCUGUGGUUAAAGAAAAUGAUACGGAGGUCAUUGUAAAUCAGCUUAGAGAUGGCUCUGCCAACAAGAUAACGUCCUGGGGCGAAUUGAAGGUGUUGGCAAUCACUCGAUCGGCCGUAAUAAUUUACUCUUAUACCAUGUUAGUUACAUUUCUUAGAAUUCAGCUCAAUUUGCUUAGCGGACAUAUAUACAAAGGUGUGCAGAAUAUGGACAAUGAGACUAUUAACGAUGAAAUACAAAAGAGAUACAUGGCUCUUUCUAGUUAUUUUAUACAUAAAGGCAUUCAAGAAUUGAGCUGUUUCAUAAAAAGUAAAGUUGUUGAAGUCACAGCUUCACUGUCUCUGACCGAGCGAUUGACGUUGAGAGAUUUAGAACAAAUUUAUUGGGCGAUUACAUCUUCCGUGUCUGCCGAUGGCUCAAGAGAUCCUGUAAAAAAUUUCAGUUACUACACAUUGCAAGACGACGUCGAAGACAUUGAUACGUCGGCCUAUUCGAAGCUAAAAAAUCUGAUGCUAGAUGUAUCGGAGAGUGAAGAAGUUCAGGAUUUAAUGCAGAAAAAUAUCAGAAGUGGAUUUGUUUUAUUAAUGGAUCAUAUAUCCGUAUACUUCAGCGAACCUCCUAAAAUUAAUUAUAUACAGAAUAUUGCGUCGACUUCAAAAGAAUCAAACAUUGAAAAUUCAAUUUUAAUGAGAGGCGAAGUCACAAGUGAUUCGAGUGGAUUUGUAGAUGUUAACAAAACCACCAUGGCCCUGGCGAAAAUUAUUCCUAUUUUGAACGGCCAGGUUCCGGAUAAUCCAACGUCGAAUAGCAACGACAUAGCAGCGGAUUGGCUUCAACGUCUAAUGUUAAAUAAUGACCUUAAAAUGCUCGGGGCGAAUCUUUAUGAAGCGGUUAGCUAAAGUUAAUUGCGAGUUAAUAUUUUUGUUUUAAUUUUUUGGGAAAAUUACUGAUGUGCAACUGGAAUAAUAAUUCUUUGCAGUAAUGAUAUAAUUUCACUUUAUUUUCAAAUAGAUUUAUUUAUAUGGUACAGGGUAUUUUGCAUAGCUGGAAUUUUAUUGUGUGUGUAUAUAUAUAUAUUUUUUUUUCAGAUUAAAAAUGGUUGACAACUU
Solenopsis invicta (red fire ant) is the source of this 2159-nucleotide messenger RNA. It is a transcript of the gene Pex3, whose product is annotated as peroxisomal biogenesis factor 3. Gene Ontology annotation, biological process: protein import into peroxisome membrane. Bases 819 to 1949 code for a protein of 376 amino acids. The transcript is spliced from 3 exons. The record is from RefSeq and is a predicted model, not a curated record. Lineage: Eukaryota; Metazoa; Arthropoda; Insecta; Hymenoptera; Formicidae. Gene Ontology annotation, cellular component: peroxisomal membrane. Gene Ontology annotation, molecular function: protein-macromolecule adaptor activity.